Molecule: messenger RNA, 1973 nt
Organism: Coffea arabica (coffee)
Lineage: Eukaryota; Viridiplantae; Streptophyta; Magnoliopsida; Gentianales; Rubiaceae
Source: RefSeq, a predicted model, not a curated record
GAGCCAGAGAUAAAUAAUUACUCAACGCAUCCAAACAAGAAAAUGAAACUUUAGAUUCAGAGAGAAUCACACAAGCAAGACCUCUACCUCGACACUUUUUUACUCUUAAACGCCUCGUUUUGUAGAAACUGUUUUUCAAUUUGAGUCCCACUUCUUCCUUCUGCAACGAGGCGUUUAGGCAGAAUAAUUUUCGAUCGAUCGAUCGAUCAAUUCCUGAGAUUUUUUGUUUGUUUUGGAUUUUUUCUUUCGUUUGUAUAAUUGAUUUUGUGGUAUGUAUUUAUAGAGAUAUAGUGAUAGAUGCAUAAUAGCGUAUAGAAUUUGUGGCGAUGGAGAAUUUGAUGAGCAAGAUUCGAAGCUUGGAUGCGUAUCCGAAGAUCAAUGAGGAUUUCUACAGCAGAACGCUGUCCGGCGGCGUUAUAACCCUAGCUUCCUCCAUCGUCAUGUUCUUGCUCUUCUUCUCCGAGCUCAGGUUAUAUCUCCAUGCAGUUACUGAGACAAAGCUUGUAGUAGAUACGUCCAGGGGAGAAAGGCUGCGGAUCAAUUUUGAUGUCACAUUUCCAGCACUUCCAUGUUCCAUGCUCAGCCUUGAUGCCAUGGAUAUCAGCGGAGAGCAACAUCUUGAUGUCAGACAUGAUAUUACCAAGAAAAGAAUUGAUGUCCAUGGUAAUGUAAUAGAAACACGGCAAGAGGGCAUUGGACAUCCCAAGAUAGAAAAACCUUUGCAAAGGCAUGGAGGCAGGCUUGAACACAAUGAGACAUACUGUGGCUCGUGCUUUGGAGCAGAAACGGCGGAUGAUGAUUGCUGCAACUCCUGUGAAGAAGUUCGAGAAGCAUAUCGUAAGAAGGGUUGGGCGUUGUCAAAUCCAGAUUUAAUCGACCAGUGUAAAAGAGAAGGGUUUCUUCAAAGGAUCAAAGAUGAAGAAGGUGAAGGAUGCAAUAUUUAUGGGUUCUUAGAUGUCAACAAGGUUGCUGGAAACUUUCAUUUUGCACCUGGGAAGAGUUUUCAACAGGCAAAUGUUCAUAUCCAUGAUCUGUUGGCUUUCCAGAAGGACAGUUUCAAUAUAAGUCACAAGAUCAAUAGAUUGGCUUUUGGAGACUAUUUCCCUGGUGUUGUAAAUCCUCUUGAUGGGUAUCUUUCUCUUCUCUUUUCCUUCCCCGAUGCGACGAUUUGGUCUUGUUCCAUCCUUCAAGAUGACAUUUCUUUUCUUAUGACUUUCAGUGUGGAAUGGAUGCAACAAACUCCUAAUGGGAUGUAUCAAUAUUUUAUCAAGGUGGUGCCUACGGUGUAUACUGAUGUAAAUGGACACAAUAUCCAAUCAAAUCAGUUCUCUGUAACUGAACAUUUUAAGGGAGCAGAAAUAGGCCGUCUUCAGUCUAUUCCUGGAGUUUUCUUCUUCUAUGACCUAUCACCAAUCAAGGUAACUUUCACGGAGCAGCACGUAUCAUUUUUACACUUCCUCACAAAUGUCUGUGCUAUAGUUGGAGGCGUUUUCACGGUUUCGGGGAUUAUUGAUUCUUUCGUAUAUCACGGGCAGAAAGCAAUAAAGAAGAAGAUGGAAAUUGGUAAAUUCAGCUAGCGAAUGAUAAUGUAUACAGUGCUGUUUGUUGGUGCUGUCUUUCCUUCUGUCAAUGAAGAUGUCCUCUUCAAGAGAGCCAAGCCAAAAUCGUGCACAAACUGUGGAAACGGCGUGGUUGGCAGACUCUCUGUCACAUCUGUGGUUCUUCUUUUGUCUGUUUUACAAUGGAUUAGAUUAGUUCAACUAGAUUUUUUGUAAUGGCCAACUCUUAUCCUAGUUUUCCAGCAAUUGUGUAUUUAUCAUGAUUGGUGCGGUUGUUCCAAAGGUAGUGAGGCUAUUUGUCAUCUCAGCAGGGAACUUUUGGUGCACCUCGGAGAAAUUAUAUUGAGCAGCGGUCGGGACGGGUUAAUAACUUGAAUGCAUUUACUUGUAGUGCUGAAGCAGUUGUUCAUCACA